CGCGGGAGGGGGGGGCAGCUCGGCAUAUUUUUAGCUGUGCUUAAGGCUGCCGGGGCGAGACCGCGCAGGUUGCUGCGGCCGGGAGGAGUAGGACGGGAUUCCCACCCCCCCCCUCCUCUUUGUUUUUUCCUUCCUUUUCCUCCUUCUCUUGGCACUUCUGAGGGCGGCAGCGGGGCUGGUUCCCCCCUCCCGGAGGUCGCCUUUGUUUUCCCCGCGUGGCUCUCCCGAAGGGAGGGGGAAGGCGGGAAGGGGCCGGGCUGGACCGGCCGCCCCUUCUCCUCCUCCUCGCUCUGCCGGAGCCCGCGGAGUUGCUGCGGUUCCCCCGAGCUGCACUUUACCCCCAACCAUCCUCGGCCGCCCCGGGGCUGAGCAGCCGCCGCCCCCCGGGACCCUCCAUGGCACCGCCGCGAUGUUCGUGUCUCGGGUCCUGGAUUUCCAGAAGACGCGCUUCGCCAGGUUCAUGAAUCACCGUGUCCCGUCCAACUGCAGGUACCAGCCCACGGAGUACGAGCACGCGGCCAACUGUGCCACCCACGCCUUCUGGAUCCUACCCAGCAUCCUUGGCAGCUCCAUCCUCUACAUCCUCUCUGAUGACCACUGGGAAACCAUCUCAGCCUGGAUCUAUGGUUUUGGCUUGUCCAGCCUCUUCAUUGUCUCCACCAUUUUCCACACCAUCUCCUGGAAGAAGAGGCAUCUCAGGACUGUGGAGCACUGCUUGCACAUGUUUGACAGGAUGGUGAUCUACUUCUUCAUCGCAGCUUCAUAUGCACCCUGGCUGAACCUGCGGGAGUUGGGUCCCUGGGCUUCCCACAUGCGCUGGAUCAUCUGGAUCAUGGCAUCGAUUGGAACAGUCUAUGUUUUCUUCUUCCAUGAGAGGUACAAGCUGGUGGAGCUGGUGUGUUACGUUAUCAUGGGCUUCUUCCCUGCCUUGGUCAUCCUCUCCAUGCCCAACAGGGACGGCCUCCUGGAGCUGGUGGCUGGUGGACUUUCCUACUGCCUGGGCAUGGUCUUCUUCAAAAGCGACGGCCGCAUCCCCUUCGCCCAUGCCAUCUGGCACCUCUUUGUGGCCAUCGGAGCUGGCAUCCACUACUACGCCAUCUGGAGGUACCUCUACUGGCCCGGCGCGCUGGAGGCUGAAACAUCCCGGUAGAUGCCUUAAAGACACAGGUGGAGCCAACCAGCACACGGGGGGAGCAGCCUGUGCCCUGGGCUCACCCCCGACCACCCGCCCCGUGGGCAGCAGCUGCUGGUGCCCUUCCCGCAGGGACUGGAGAGCCUGGAGGUUGAUUUUAAACUGAUUUUUUUUUUUUUUUAAAUUAAUUUUUUAACCUGUUUAUUUUUUUUUAUAGCCAGGUUUUGUAACGCAGGGACCAAGCAACCGAUGGGCUGCGGGACAUGGGGGAGCAACUGCUCACCAGGGGCUUGGGGGGAGAGGGGCUCGCUCACCAGCCCGGCCCCGAGCAUCCCAUGGGAGUGGGGACUUGGCUGGGUUCAGCAGCUGGAGCCCUUGACAUGGGCCACCUGGAGGAGCUGGGAUGAUGGGGAGACCUGACCCCUUUCCCUCAGGAUGCCCAGGCAUGUGUCUGCCCCAGUCGGAGAGAGGGGCACAUCAGGGCUGCUGCACCACCGGGGCUCAGCUCCUGAAUGGUCCUAAGUCAUGUCAGCAUGAACCACCUUCUCCCGAGUUCUUGAUGGGAAGGUCUGGACUCAAAGAAGCCUUACACGAGACCGAAACUUGAAUCUCU
Apus apus (common swift) is the source of this 1745-nucleotide messenger RNA. It is a transcript of the gene MMD2, whose product is annotated as monocyte to macrophage differentiation associated 2. Gene Ontology annotation, molecular function: pore-forming activity. The coding region runs from base 410 to 1150 and encodes 246 amino acids. The record is from RefSeq and is a predicted model, not a curated record. Gene Ontology annotation, cellular component: membrane. Lineage: Eukaryota; Metazoa; Chordata; Aves; Apodiformes; Apodidae. The transcript has 7 exons.